GAAAAUUCGUGCCCACGAAUAAUAAUGACUUUACAGUACCCCGAUUUAUCGAAUACCUUAGUUGCGAUAUAAAUUUACAACGGGGAAUCAUUAUUUGCUUAACCAUCGGAGAUUUAUAAGUGUCCAAGGAAAUUUAGUGUACUGGUGACCUUUGAUGCACUGGUGGUCUUCGAUUUUUUAUCCAGGAUAUUGAAAUAUUAGAUAACUGGUAAAUUAAUAUAGUUGCUUUGCCCAAAAGGCGAAAAAUGGCUAUUUCUCAUAUUCUAUGGCCAAUGGACAAUGGUUAAUUAUUCAAUUAAAGGUACGUUAAUCUUACUAGAUAAUCUUUAAGCCAACACCAAUAUAACAGAGAACAGAAAUGGAAACAAGAAAUAUGAAUUUAGAAACUGUACUUGAUGUUUUAGACCUAACCAACUAUUUUCCAGGAAAGAUUACGCAAGAUCUUUUGUAUCAAAUAACUGAAUUAGAUUUUACGAACGUUGAGAACAAACCUGAAAAAAUUGCAUGGCAGUUCAUUCGCAAAAUUGUUCAUCGUGAUUACAAUGCUAGAUUUGUUCGUUAUGACAAAAUUGUGGAAAAAUCAUCUGCUGGUUUUCGAGAAAAGCUAGAGCAACAAAGAGGGAAACUAGUAGAACAAAUUCAUCCCCUUGACAUUGUUGUAGCUGUGUUUAUAUGUUGUGAUCCAAUAGCUCGGCAAGAUAUUGUUUCACAUUUAUGGGAAUGCCGGUUAGCAAUACCUUUCAUUUUACCACCUUCUUGUGAUCAUGAGAACACAUUGUCAGCCUAUAUUUGGCCAUUGCGGAGCCUUGAAGGGCUGUUCCGACAAGAAGAUGGCGAGUUCAUUGAAACGUCUAUUAUAGAUCAACCAUUUAAUUGCAUUGGCUUCAUGAAAAUCGGGGAAAUUUCUGAGUGGUCCAAAUCAAAUCUUUUAAAUUGUUUGAUAUGGGGGUCCGAAAAAACACAUCCUUCUUUUUACCACCGAAAUUGUAAAGGCUCGAAAAAAAGCAAAUCGGAUAUAGUUGACGGACUAAUUGAAAUAUUCUGGUAUCUUCCCGGUGGUGAAGAAGCAGACGACACAGAACACUUUGUCAAUCCAACACUAAUUUUAAACUUGCGUGGUGAUGCAAUUCGUCACAAAGAACAAGUAGAACUUAUUGGAAAACAGUCGUCGCUUACACUUAUUUUGACAGAUUUGAAUCAUUUUGAUGAAUGUGUUCAAAUUGUUGAAGCGUUGUCAAGAGUUAAAUCAUCUGCCUUGAUAUUACUGGCAAACGAUGAGACUGAAGGCCUAGAGAACAUUAUUAAAGAGCCUUUAGCUAGAUUUAAAUAUGACACUGUUGAGGUAUUGGCUAUUAAAGGGAAAAUGUUACCAGACGUCUUAGAAAUGAUGCAUCAAAAUAUUCAUUCAAUAACAACUUCAAAACCUGAAAUGAAAAAAAAUACUCUUUCUAAUUACACUCAAUUAUUUGCAGACAACAAUUGUGAUGUUGAUGAAAAAAGUCAGACCUUUACAGAAGUAUUUGAAAUUGUAAAUGAUAUAUGUAAACAAACAGAAACCAUACAUGAGAGUGAUCGUAAAAGAAAUAUUUUUCCAUUGCAAGAGCUGUUUUGGAAAGAAUGGGCUGAAAAGGAUCGUGAUUUUUGGAGGUAUUAUCAAAUGGAUGUAAAAGAGAGAAAGCAAUUUGGAAAUCGAAAACUUAUCCAAGAAAAGUUAUUUGAAAUAAGAACCAAACAGUUUGAAUAUUUGAAAAACAACACGUUAGCCCUCCCAAUGAAAUUGUUCCUCCAAGCAUUAGUGAAAUUUUGUUCUCUUGAUUAUUCAAGUGUUAAUGAAUGUAAUCGAAUGAAACUCCGGGUAUUUUUAAGAUUCUUGAAAUUAUCUUUUAAUAAGGUAUCAAAACUCAGUGUUGCAAACUUAAACAAAGAAUAUUGUAAAACAUUUGCAAGAAUGUCUUCAACCAAUAAUGCAGAGCAAAAACAAAGUCUAAAAAUGUCAUUGAUAGAAAUAGAAAACAAAAAAUCAAAUGUUUUCUUUGGUUUAGAAAAUAUCUUGAGAGAAAUGGGACAAAUAUACGAGGCCUGUGAAUUUGUACAUACAUGUGACACUGACAUCCCAUUCCAAAGUGAUGACCUUGUCAGCAUUUCACAUACAGUACUCCCAAGAUAUGCAUGUGUUAUUCUUCAAGAGGGAUACUCGAUCGAAAUACUUGAUGGUGACGCAUGUUCUGUUCCACUGGUUUGGGUGAAGAAAAUAUUUAGUGAGUUUUCUCACAUAUCAGGUCAAGACAAACCGUCUAAAAUUCACAUUAUUUCUGUCCUUGGCAUCCAGAGCUCUGGUAAAUCGACAUUUCUGAAUACUGUCUUCGGCAUGCAGUUCCCAGUAAGUGCAGGGAGAUGCACUAGAGGGGCAUUCGUGCAAGUCGUAAAAGUACAUCCGUCUGCGCAUGGCAUUAUAAAAGAAGACCUAGAUUAUAUUUUUGUAGUAGACACAGAGGGUCUAAAGUCAGUAUUACUUUCUCCAACUGAAUCAAUAAAACAUGAUAAUGAACUGUCAACAUUUGCAAUAGGUUCAUCUCAAACGACAGUUAUAAAUCUAAUGAGUGAAAAUUCAACUUAUUUGAGUGAAAAUUUACCAAUUGUUGUACAUGCAUUUUUGAGAAUGUUUAUGGUAAAGCUGCAUCGACGAUGCGUUAUUGUACACCACAACAUGGAUAAGUCAAAUAAGAAUAAAUUGUUAGAACAAGAAAUGGUUUUACGAAAUAUUUUAGAUAAACUUACAAGAAGGGCCUGUGAAUUGGAGCAGUUGCCACGUUUGCAGUUUGAAGAUAUAAUCCAAUUUGAUAUUCAGAACCACACGACUUUUAUUCCUAGUCUACUGGAAGGUAAACUACCAAUGGCACCAAUAAGUGCCUCGUACAGUAGGGAAGCAUACAUUACAAAGAGGAAUAUUUUGAAUUUGAUACCAACUGAUAUAGACAAAGAUUGUAUUAAAUCUUCCGCUUCUUUUUCCGAAAGCUUGGGCAAACUUUGGACUGCGAUAAAAAAAGAUCGCUUUGUUUACGAGUAUCGCAACACAAGAGAAAUAUGCUUGAAGCUUGAAGUAGAUUUUGACUACAUGGAGAUUCUGCGCGAAGUAUUGCAUAUUAUUGUGGAAGAAACAAAUAUUUGUAUAUCAAAAGUACAAAAUGGGAGUUCCACGCAAGGAGAAAUUGUUGAAAGAUUCCGCGAAUUUAUCGUCAAACAAAGAGAAGUUUAUACAGAACAGUUGAGGGAAAUGUUUAUAAAACGUAAAAUGUCAAGUGAUUUUUUAACAAACUUAAACCAAAAAUACAUUGACAAUUUACAGAGAGAAUUCAACAAAAGUGAAAAAUCAUUUGAAAAUCAGAUCACUUUUUGUUUAAAGCAGCCAAAUAUUCAUAAAGUACUGCUUGGCAACUUGAGUUUGUUUAGAAAUUUAUUUAAACAAAAUGAUAAUAACUUUAAUGUGACAUGGGAUCUAUUUAUAGAAACAGUUCUUAAAAUACCUGACUAUCUUUAUGACGCCGUUACAGCUUUGCAAUCAAUAUAUCCCGAUCGUAGAAAUAAGAUUGAAAAGGAAAACAUUGAACGUAGUCCUCUUUUAAAGGAUUAUGUGGUUGAUUCUGAAAUUCACAUCAAUCAUACAUUUAUGCCUUUAGAACAAGCUGAAAUCAAUGCGCUCGUGAAGAAAAUGUAUGAGAUAAAGCAUGCAACUGUAGCAAAAUUCGAAUCAGAUUUACAUGAGCUUAUACAAGAUAUGCCAGUAUAUUCAGACUUGAUUACCAAACAGAUACUGUUAGGUAUAGAUACAAGUUUAAGACAAAAGCUGAAAAUUGAAGACAACAGUAUGCAUAUAAGUUUUCAGUAUAAGAUAGAUGUCCUUAUGUCCGUUGCAAAAACAUAUGUACGAAAGAUGACACAACUUUAUACCAAAGGAAGUGAUAUUAGAAAGGCAAAAUCCGAAGUGCAUUCUCUUAUGUUGAUUGAAUUCAAACGAGAAAAAGAGGCUACAGAAGUCUUAUUAGAGUUGUUAGGUAAGUCGAUAGUAUGUGAGUUGGAUACAAAGUUAGAAAUGACAGUGAAUGAUGCUAUGAUGAAAUCUUGCAUCAGACAGAAAAUUAGGACCAAAAUGUUUGCAAUUGGACAUUUUGUGAAACAUAUAAGUUUGAGUACAAAUGAAAAAUUAAUCAAACAGUAUCGGGAAAACCCAGUGUGUGCUUUUAAACAAUAUCUUUUCACUUUAUGCAAAGAUUAUGUUUCUAAGGAGUUUAUCCAAGACGACCUUCAGUUCUAUGUCCGUUUGAGAAUCAAAGAUGUAUGGAAUGCUAUUGAAAACGAAUGGGAAAAGGACAGAAAACUCAUAACUCAGACUGAAAAAGAAGGUAUUGACCAUGCAGGUAGGGUUACUUCCAUAGAUAACAAAACUGAAAAAUACACAGGUGUUACCUUGGAAAAACUCAUACAGAUUAUUGCUAAAGAAACGUGUCUAUCUUUUGAAUUUAAACAUGCUGCUGUUAACAGCUUAUUUCCAUUUAGAUCAAUGAAAAUCCAAUCGCUCCAAAUGUUUAAAGACAUCGUUUCGGAAAAGAUUGAAAACUUUAUAGGUCAACAAGUAGAAAUUCUCAGGAAAAGUAUUCAUGAUGAGUUAGAGAGUUUAUGUAAGUCAUGCUCUAAAAAGUUGUUUAAGCGACUUAUCGGUUGUACAAAAUGCUGCGCAAAAUGUAAUGAAAUUUGCAUACUGUCAGAAAAUCACGCCGAUGACCAUAUCUAUAUUUUUCAUAGACCAAUUGCAAAUGCAGAUGAUAUUGACCAUAUCAACAUAUCUUGUGUGUUGAAACGGUUAGCACACCAAUGUUUCAUGAAUGGUAAAAACGUUUUUGAGAUAUCUAUGCAACAAGGACACGAAGACUUUUGUAACAUUUCAGAGGAAGAAGUUAUAAAUGAAAUAAGAAAAGUGUUAAAGAUUGAAGAAUAUUAACUUUUCUGUCAGAACAUUUAAAUAUUUAAAAGGGUUAUAAUUUUGUAAAGCAAAUUGAAUAAUUGAUGUACUUGUCAAAGCAGUCAAUUAUUAGUUUCAAUAAUUAGUUUUAACGAUUGAUUGCAAAAAUGUUAUUGUCACAUAAAAAUAAUAUUGAUUAGUGAUCCAUUGGAUAUGAUUGGAUAUUCACCUGCAGAAUGACAUAUUGACCCAGUCUUUUUUGUUAUCAAAAUUGUUGACUCUUUUCGGAACAAUGCAUUACUUGAAUUUGAAUAUUUUGAACUAUAACAUGACUUGAUUAGUAAAUAUCUGUAAAACACAUGUAUUUACAUUUUUUUUUCAGAACGGUUUAAGUAUGAUAUGAAUUAUAUAUUCAUAUAUUUAGAACUGAUUUCAAAAAAAAUAUCAAUUAUUGUAGAUAAUGAUAUCAAAAUAUAGUUGUUUUAAAUAUCAUUUUUGUUUUCUUGAUUUUUGUUUCAAAGGAUUAAUGUUAUUCCAUUAAAUUAUUCAUUUAGAAUGACAUCGUAUAUUUUGAUUUACAUUCUGUACCAUCUAAUGUUAAGAAAUAAAAACC
Molecule: messenger RNA, 5570 nt
Organism: Ruditapes philippinarum (Manila clam)
Lineage: Eukaryota; Metazoa; Mollusca; Bivalvia; Venerida; Veneridae
Product: interferon-induced very large GTPase 1-like
Exons: 3
Coding region: 359-4996 (1545 amino acids)
Molecular function (GO): GTP binding
Source: RefSeq, a predicted model, not a curated record